Molecule: messenger RNA, 1254 nt
Organism: Ilex paraguariensis (yerba mate)
Lineage: Eukaryota; Viridiplantae; Streptophyta; Magnoliopsida; Aquifoliales; Aquifoliaceae
Source: the annotation of a GenBank genome assembly
CUUCAUCUUUUAAUAGUAAUACAUUUAGAUUCAAAAGUCAAACUUUUCGCUCAAGUACCUUUGAAAAUACCAUACAACGGCAUCACAGGUGGGUACGCCCCAUUAUAAGACCUCUUCGAGCAUUAUUAUCAGGCAAAUAUAUCCAAAGUAAGCUCAAAGCAGAACUCCCAGAAUCAAUAGUCUCUAUCAUCCCCUUCAAAGACAUCCAACCACGAUGAACGGCAAACCAGAAGACGAAUCACAACCCCAAUACCCCACCUUGCUCUCCCCCACCACAAAAGAUACAGCCCAUGGUCAGCCACCAUCAUCCUCAGUGUUAAUCUCAGCACCAAACACCGAAGGAAAACAACCUCCUCAAACUGGAUCGUCAUCUUUGUCUCCUAGUGCCGAAAAAUGGGGGACUCACAUUAUGGGAGCACCUGCUGUGCCCACAUGCCAUCCAAAUAAUCAGAAGGCAGCCCUAUGGAGUGUCGAUGAUCAACACCAGUUUCAAUACCACCAUUACCCCUACCUCCAAUAUACCCCCAUUGAAAAGCCAAGCAGCAGUCCUAUGGCAUCCGUUCUUCAAAAGUUCAACACAUGGAGCAGUAAGGCAGAAGCCUCAGCCAACAAUAUCUGGCACAACCUCAAACAAGGAUCAUCUGUGCGUGGAGUUGCAUGGGCGAAGGUGAACCUGACAGCCAAAGCAAUCACCGGAGGCGGCUUCGAAUCACUGUACAAGCAGACAUUUACGACCUUCCCGAACGAAAACCUAAAGAAAUCAUUUGCCUGCUAUCUGUCUACAUCAACUGGACCAGUAGCCGGAACUCUCUAUUUGUCAAAUGUUCAUGCAGCUUUCUGCAGCGACCGCCCCUUAUCGUUCACUGCACCCUCUGGCCAGGAGACUUGGAGCUAUUACAAGGUUAUGGUACCUUUGGGAAAUAUCUGCACCAUCAACCCCGUAAUCAUGAGAGAAAAUCCUCCAGAAAAAUACAUCCAGAUUGUCACAAUCGAUGGCCAUGAUUUCUGGUUCAUGGGUUUUGUUAAUUAUGAGAAAGCAUCUCACCAUCUAUUUGAAAGUCUUUCCGGUUUCGAAGCAUCCGGAAUACCAGUACCACCAGUUGCAUAACACAGCUAUAUCAUCUGAUAGUGAAUUUCCCAUGUUUAUUUAAGUUUCUCUCAGAUUUAGUUUAUCCUUGCCAUGAGAGGUCAUCUUUUGUUUCAGAUUUCUUUUCUUGUUCAAAUUUUUGUCAUUUAUGUAAAUAUAAGAGUGUG